GUUAGGUCUGUUUUUAGAGUCUAGUACUUGGAUGGUCAACACGUGGGGAGGAUACAGAAAGAUAGACACAGCGUAGGGGAAGACGUUGGGAUUGAGUCGGGCCCGGAAUACGUAACAUUAUAUCACGAUAAUUUAAGUCACCGUGGCGGCGCGGAGGACGCUUAAAUACUGUAAGUAUUAUCCAGAGGUGCUAGUGUAAAAUUGACAGCCAGAGACCCACAUAAGUAUGUAGCCUGGCUAGCCACAUCAUUGUAACAAUCUCAGGUUGUUUCGCCAGUUGGCUAUAAUGAUGCACUACAAAGUGUUUCAUUCCAAUAAAUGGAACAGUCGUUUCAUUAAAGUGGUUACAAAUGUAUCGUCAUUCUUGAAAUGUGCAGCGGCUACAGCCCUUGUCAUUGAGUGCAUGUUUCACGCAGACAUCGAACUAUGUAGUUUAUUCGGCGUCCUAAGAUGACAAUGGACUCAACAUAUAAAUCACAAUUUUGUGUCCAUGAGUUUGCUUGGACGGAUCAUGUUAAUUGCUAGCAAACAAGGUGGCUAUCCACGAUGUCCAGCUAGCAAACUAACGUGAAGGUUUCGAGGCCCACGCUGCAGUUAGCCUAGCAUUGCCAGGCUAGUCUACAUGACGACCACAAUAUCAUAAUGCACGAUAUGCGACGUUUGGUCACGAGUUACUGUCUCGACUCUGCCAGGACUCAAUUUAAACGUUAUUGCCGCUACAUUGUAGCGAAACAAUUUGUCGCGUGCAUCUCAGCAACAUUGUGAAUGAAGUGUCAGUCAUAGUUCAGACUCAACGAAGAUGGCUAACCGUAGCCGAAUGGAGGCUUAAAUAAAUUAGGCACGUAAAUGCACCGUUUCGCCAAGAUCUCGAAUAUAUAGUGUUUGGUUAAAGUAUUGUCAUUUUGUGAUUUUAAAUCGUGGUCCAUGGGCCUUUCACGGUUUAAUGAGUGUUUGUUACAAUAGUGUUGGGCUAACUUGAUACAUUGUAAAUCAUCAUGCGCUGCGGCCUACCAUGCUUUUAUUACUCAGUGUAGGUCAUAGCUAGCAAGUUACCUAGCCCAAACACUCUGCCCUUAUGCAGCUAUUGCACAAACACUGGUAGCCUCGAUACUUUGCCAGGGAGCCUACAUUUAACCGCAUAAUGUGUCAGUCUCUGCUCUGGAAUUACAGUUAUUAGCUAAAGCCUAUGGUAUAGGUUAUCAAGUAGCGGUGCACAGGCUAUUUCUGAAGCCCCAUAGCAACGUCGAGGCAAAUGUAGCCUGCUCAAUCAACCAUAAAAUAUUCCCUGAAACGUUAAUUCAGAGGCACUGUUUUAUAGGACACAGUCGGUGUGCAAUGAAUCUGUUAUGUAAAUAUUCGCCAUCACAUUAACAUGAUUAUUAUAGAGCCUACAAUAAAAUAUUAUUGGUCCCGCAUUUGUGUGAACUGCUAUGGGAUUACUUCUCCUCGUAGGAUAGUUUACAAUUGAGGACGAGAAGGCUCUCGACUGGGGGAGAAGCGUUAUUAUCGUAGGUGUGUUUUACAAGGUUGCCUCGUAUUCCCAAUGCAGCAUUGCUGUGUAAUAAACUGCUCGUGGUCAGCUCAUUGUAUGGUUUGUAACAUGUAAAGCAAAUGCCGAGUGACCCUUCCCUUAUCUACCUCCAAGGUCGUACAGCAGCGCAGCUUGAUUCUUUCGAGUCUCCAGUCAGUAGGCAGGCGGUGGAGUGGAACACGCACACAUGGCGGGGGUGCACAGAGAAAGAGACUAACUCAUUUUAUUAGGCCGCUGGAGUAACUUUGUGUAGUGGGCGUUAUUCUAACCUUGUCAAAGGUGAACGUCAGAACAACUCAUGACACUAGGGAUUUUAUUUUUUGAAGCACUCUAGCGACUUUUUCUUUUGAAAAACAAUAUCCCAAGUAUACAUACAGUAAUAUACACACGUAAUGGUACCCCAACAUAUGUUUUGAGCAAAAUCGUUUUUUAGUUUUUUACACAAGUGCCAACUUCAAGAGUUGGCCAUUCAAGGAGUUGGUCUGAUGGGUGCACUCUGAUGUCAUCCGCAUCCCCCUUGCUUGCGGGAACAAUAGAGGAUCCACCCUGUCUUGUGCCAUGUCAUGAGGGUACCUGGACUACCUGUUGAGAUGUGCUUUUGGUUAAGUAAAUCGGGUGAUAAAUUAGGUAAAAAGGAGCUUGGAGUGCGUCUUUAACAAACAAGGCUAGCAAGGUGUCAUGGACCUUCACAUAGGGUCUGUCACUUGAAACGCUUGUGAAACUAGUCUGCAUAACUAGAGGAAUCUAUGAUGAACCAGCCUUGAGGUCCAGCAUAUAAAGUGAUACUAGUUCCAGCAUGUUGCUUAAUCAGACAUGGUAUGAUUUUAUAGUGUGGUGUGUGUAUUGUACUAAAGCUUUACUCCGCAAGAUGCCCCUAUUUGGCCUCAUGCAAAACUGGUUAGACAUAGCCCUGAUCAGUUUGCUGUUUCAUUCACAUUAGAUAUAUUCCACCAUGUUGGUGGUUAGUAUUGGAGAAAUAAUGUAAUGUUUAUUUAUCAGUCAAUUUUAAGUUAAAUGGUGCUGAUUACAUUGCCUUCAUCCUGAAUAGCCAAUCAGUGAAUCUCAUUAUAAAUCCAGACAUUGUUUUGACAAGGCUGGAACAGGGAAAAUGGUGUGGGGCUAGGCUCAAAUGCACAACUGCUAGGGCUAGGUUUCCUCUGCUCUGCAUUAUCAAUCUGAUGGUUGCGCAAAUUAUUAACUCUGGUGCUGUGAUGAUGAACAGUGUUGCAACUUGCAAUCUAUUCAGUUAAAUAGCAUUCUUCAGCACAGUAUUCUCAAAAUGUAUCUUAAAAUCAUAUAACGCCACUGUUCUUUAAUUUCUAUUGCAUUAGACCUUCAAUCCAAUGUCUUCCAUCCAACAACAUUUGAUCAGAAAAUCCUAUACAUAUCAAUGUGAAACUCCAAAAGCUUUCUGCUUUUCUAUCCAGUUUUAUUGAGGGUGCUGUGCAGGCCACAUAUGACGGUGACAUGUUUGUUUGUGUCUACCCUGGGGGUGGAUGUUGCGGUUAGCUGGUUUAUAUAGGGACGCUUAAGAAGCCACAACUGGCCAGAUGGGGCCAUAGUGAUGGUGGGCUUCUCUGGGAUGGGGAGGGGGUGGUCCUGCCAGUCUUACCCUGUGUGACUAAUGCUAUCUGAUUGACCCCUAUCUAAUCCCUGCCCUUCAACCAUGAAGUCCCAGUGACUCCCUCCACAUCACUGCCUUACUAUAUCCCGCCUGCAGGAAUCCCAACAUUGGAAUUCCGGAAAGCCCCUCAUGUCCAAAAAUGAUGGAGCAAAUUGUUGUUUUAGUGUCUGGCUUUGUCGCCUGUCUGCUAGUUUAGAUUUUGUAUGAUGUUUUUAGAAUGCAUACAUUUGUUACAAAGGUGAAAGAGGACUGAUGAUGGCACUGUGUAUUUCAGCCUACACAAUAGUUUUAGUUAGCCAAAGAAAGCGUACUACAAUAACGUUUGGAUAUAUGGUAAUGAUAUAAGAUAAGGCUACACAAUAAUUUAUAUAAUUUGCUUAUGGAGACUAUUGAAAUGGACAGCAAGGGAUGUAUAAUUUACUAACCAGGACCAUGCACCUUGCCAUUCACUGUGGAACAUGCCACUAAGGCUCUGUUUUGAUAGGGAAUCUACUGGGUCAUGACGAAUAGGGAGAACAGGUUUUGAAAUGUGGAGUUACUAAGGCUGUGUUGACACAGGCAGCACAUAAAUGUUGUACCACUAAUUGGACUUUUGACUGAUCAGAUCAGAAAAAUAUCUGAUGUGAUUGGUCAAAAGACCAAUUAGUGGGAAAAUGAUCAGAAUUGGGCUGCCUGUGGCAUUGGUGAACUUGUCUAAUAAGAAACCUUCGUUUUUGAUCUCUGCCCUACUGAAAAUGACCCGAUCUUGGUUUCUCUGGAGGCAUUUGAAGCCUACCAGUUUUUUCCCUGCACAUCAACACCUUUACCUGGGUCAGUGUUAGGGCAGCCCACAAUUCACCUCACCUAAUCCCAUGUCAUUCAUCUCCGAGCCUCUUAGAGGUGCAUAAGCUCUGUAAAACAAGAUGCUCAUUGAGGUUCUCACGCCUUCCGUAUUGUCAGGUGAGGUGUGUGGAAGUUUCUAGGAAGUUAUUAGUGUGUUGCUUCUGCUGCCCUCUGCUGUGUGCUGUUGUCCCUUGAAAAGGUGAAAUACGUAGUGGACGCAUACAAAUGCCACUGGAUGGCCCUCAUUUUCUAUCAGUUGUCUAAGAAAAUGGCUAAUUGCAAUGGGGCAAGUUUCUGCUCAUUGGAAAGUCCAGUCCGCCUCAGUUGUGGGGUAUGAAGGAACUGAACUAUGGUUAAAACCCCAGUGAUUAGAGCCUCCUCACACACAGCCUCUCUGUGAAUGUGACCUAUCGUGGCCCCUGGCUGUCUACCUGUACAGUGCAGAUGGACUGUUCUGCACGUUCCAGGCCAUAGAGUUCAAAGUCCAGUUUCACAGUGACCCAGACCUGGCUGCUGUGUAUGUGCCUGCUGUGUUUGUGUGUAUUCGUGCUUGCUAAGGGACAGUGGAGGCCCAGCUGUCACACACCCUAGUAGGCUGGGAGAAAGAAGGGAGGGAGGCGAGGGAGUCACCCCUGUGAUGCGUUCCUUCCUUCUACAGUCUGGGUCUGUUAAGGAAAGGCAUGCACAGACUUCCUUUUUUAACAUCGAGUGCUUCGACCAAUCAGCAGCGGAGGAGCUGGGCAUGCCCAGUAGGUACUGGGAGGUUUAACAUUAGCCCUGAUGGUGGCACAGCUUCUCCUCCUGCUAGAAGACUAUAUAUUUGUGUUGCAGCUUGGUUUAGCUCAGAAGUAGAAACAAAUAUUACUUAUAAGCCACAGGAGUGGGAAUUUCUCUGUUUGAACGUUUUUCAACGAGGCAAUAGAAAACCGUGGUGUGACCGAUGUCUGGUAUCAAGCUUUUACAAGCAUGUGUAUGUUCAUUCAUGUCAAAACAAGAGCAUCUUACGUUCAGGAGCUGUUGUCAAAAGUGCUGUGUCUUCAGUGUCGUAUGCCUUGAUUAGUCCUGUGUAGCUCAGUUGGUAGAGCAUGGCGCUUGCAACGCCAGGGUUGUGGGUUCGAUUCCCACGAGGGAACAGUAUGAGAAAAAAAAUGUUAUGCACUCACUAACUGUAAGUCGCUCUGGAUAAGAGUGUCUGCUAAAUGACUAAAAUGUAAAUGUGUGCAUCCCAAAGCAUUGUGCAGCUCAUCAAGUGUAUGUGGGUGUGGCAUGAGAUAGAGAUGGCUUGUGGUAAAUUUGCAUGAAUGAAUUUACUACUUUACUAUAAGUCAUUUGUUAGUGUAGGCCUUAUCAGGUUUAAUUCUGUGGUUUCUUUGAAGCUCUGCUCGCACCUGUCAACUGUCAUGAUGGUUUCUAAAGCAUUUAUUUCCUUAAAGCCUUUUUGGCAAGUAUUUUUGGCUACCAUAGGACAGUUUCCUUAUGAUCAUCCCAUUUUGUUCUCCCAGUGUCAUGCGUAUUGUCAGAGCUGUGUGAACAGGGCUGAUCCAUUUGGAAUGUAUUUGUCACUCACACACCCUUCUAGUUGCUAUGGGUGUGAUUACACAUGUACACACUACAGCACCAUAGAAUACCUGCUAUAGUCUUUACACUAUCAUAAUACCCAGAGGUAUUAUGCACCUCGCAGGCCUAUUUUGUGGGAUAAGUGUCAAACGAGACCCUUAGGCUAUUCAAAAUGUUAGCAAGUUUGUCUUAACUUAAUAUCCUAUUUGACAAUAUAGUCCUGAACUCCAAAUGAGUGAAACUGAAAGACGCACAUAUCUCCCUCCAAUAAGCUAACCUCUGCCUUUCUCUCUCUCGCUCUCUCGCUCUCCACACAUACAGGUGUAGCUGCUAGGGUCCUGAGGAGAUGCCACUGAGGUUCCGGUCUAUUGUCCCGUACACGCUGCCUGGAGUGCUGGCGCUUAUAGGCUGGUGGUGGUACAUCUCACGCAAGAAAGAGCGAAUCACCAACCACGACACCGAAGAGGGGGCAGCGGCCAUGGGCCUGCUGACGUCCCCGGCCCCCAGUGAGGGCAGCAACGGCCUGGUAGAGAAAGGGACAGUGUCCCCCUGCGGUACAUCCACUACCCCAACAACCAGCAACAGCUGCAGAGAGAGAACAGCCAGCAGCAGAGUCAGACUACCCAAGGACAAAGAGCAACGGUCAACAGAACAGGAGGUAGUAGCACAGAUUCACAUCUCAGGCACUAAGGCCCAGGCAGUAGAGGUACAGAGUACAUCCUGUUCACCCACAGAGAGGCUAGAUGCUUCCCACCACCCAGACAGAGCCAACGCAGUCACAGACACUGGUGUAGAAAGCUGCCAACAGACACCCAGGAGCAGUUCUUCUCCCGCAGCCUCGCCUUUACCAACACAGACCAGGGAGGAGAGCUCAGCUCCCCAGGGAGAUCACAGGGCCACUGGGCAGAGCCCGCCAGCCGCAAUUGCCUUGAUUACAGAGCCGGUGAAAUCAACGGUUACCGAGCAGGUCCCUGCUCCAGUGAAGGAGGCCAUCGCCACAGCAUCAGAAGCACUUGUACUCUCCCAGACGGCCCACGCCACAACUAGUUCCUCCACAGCAGCAGACCUGAUGAAUGCAGAGAGGCCCGAGCCAGAGGGAGAGGUGGCAGCAGCACAUGAGGCAGCAGUGGCCUUCACGCAGAACCUGCAAGUGGAGCUGGUGGCUAAAGAUGCCCUCCCGGUCCCCUCCAGUAGUACCAAAGAUGAGCUGCCCUCCUCGCCUGUCGUCCCAGCUGAGAUGCCGGCCCAGGCCCUGAAAGUAGUCACACAUGAGCCCAUCUUCCCAGAGACCCCCACAUCAUCGCAGGGCUCCUACCAUGCUGUCAUGACCAGUACUCCGGCCUCCCCAGCCCAAGGCCCCCAGCAGGAGAACGGGGCCCCCGGCAGCACUGAGGAGCUGGAAUACCUUGCAGCAGGUCUGAUCACUGAGGUCAUCUGGGCAGCCACCCAGGAGGUCCUCAGUGUUACCUCCUGUCCAGAGACCCGGUUUGGCCAAUCCACCGCCGAGCCCAGCUGCAGAAGCACCCCACUGGCCAAUGGGAGGCCAUGCUCUGAGCAAGAGCCACUCACAAGGAACAUGGAGGAAGGGCCUUCCCCAAUAAGCCACGCUGAGACAGAGUGGAGGGAGCAGCAGAAAGAAGGGAUGCCCAACGGUUGCCCGCCCGCCCCGGCGUGGGAGCCAAUGGGGACAGAGAACGUACUGUGUAACCCCUGGGCAGCAGCAGCAUCCUUGCAGGAGGGGAGGCAAGAGGCCAGCGGCGUGCCUAGCAACCUGGACAAACUGAAGGGAGACGAGGGGGUGAUGGUGGCAGAGGACUCAGCCUGCAGUACGUGCCACUCUGAGGAUGGGGUCAGCAGUGAGGACCAGCAGAGCAGGGAGAGCCGGGAGGAUCUGAUCCAGGUGUCAGGGAUGUCUGAGGGGGAGGGUGGACUGGGUGGUCUGCCCCAGGCCCCAGAAGAGGUAGUGACCGAGGCAGAGGUGAUGGCAGCCCUACCAGGCCACGUGCUGGGGACUGUUGGCGAAGUGAAGAGGCUCAACGCCAUGGGCCUGAGGAACGGUUCUCAUGGGAUGAGUGAGACUGAGACCGAUCAGUCUGGAGGUAGGACUACAGACCACACCCUGUAGUGGAGUCAGGCUCAUAGCACACCCCAGCACUGAUUUACACAUGGCUCCCCUCAGCUGCUCAAAUUCCCAAACAGAACACACUUACGCUCGUGGACACUUUUCUGUCGUAGAGUCUCACUUCCCUACGUGGCACUGAGGCCUUUUGUUUUUCAUUAUUUUAAGUUUUUCCAGACAGAUGGGCAAACUGAGGGAAGAACAAGAGAGCCUUCUGUGUCAGCACAGAGAGACAUUUGUUAAACAUUAGAUUACGUCUAACAACAUUAAAAAGCUGAGGGAAAUGUUGCACAAACUAAGUGUUAAUCAUUUGGAAAGUCACCGGCUUUGAUCUUAGAUCUGGUAAAAUAACUCUAUUCAGAAGUAGGCAAGAGUGUGUGAAUUGGGGGAAGGGAAUUUAACACACUGCUUUCCAAUUCCAACUAUUGUGGCAAAAAGUAGCUGUAAGAGUAAAUUACUUUAGUGGGAUAAAACUAAGGAAUGCUUGCAGAAUCAUAUUGGGCUGUUCUGUUGCCACCAGCAAAGAAAAGCAUACAGUUGAGCAUAUCUCCUUAUUUGAAAAUAAUUUAAUGUAAUAUAUACAUACAUACAUACAUACAGUGGGGAGAACAAGUAUUUGAUACACUGCCGAUUUUGCAGGUUUUCCUACUUACAAAGCAUGUAGAGGUCUGUAAUUUUUAUCAUAGGUACACUUCAACUGUGAGAGACGGAAUCUAAAACAAAAAUCCAGAAAAUCACAUUGUAUGAUUUUUAAGUAAUUAAUUUGCAUUUUAUUGCAUGACAUAAGUAUUUGAUCACCUACCAACCAGUAAGAAUUCCGGCUCUCACAGACCUGUUAGUUUUUUUUAAGAAGCCCUCCUGUUCUCCACUCAUUACCUGUAUUAACUGCACCUGUUUGAACUCGUUACCUGUAUAAAAGACACCUGUCCACACACUCAAUCAAACAGACUCCAACCUCUCCACAAUGGCCAAGACCAGAGAGCUGUGUAAGGACAUCAGGGAUAAAAUUGUAGACCUGCACAAGGCUGGGAUGGGCUACAGGACAAUAGGCAAGCAGCGUGGUGAGAAGGCAACAACUGUUGGCGCAAUUAUUAGAAAAUUGAAGAAGUUCAAGAUGACGGUCAAUCACCCUCGGUCUGGGGCUCCAUGCAAGAUCUCACCUCGUGGGGCAUCAAUGAUCAUGAGGAAGGUGAGGGAUCAGCCCAUAACUACAUGGCAGGACCUGGUCAAUGACCUGAAGAGAGCUGGGACCACAGUCUCAAAGAAAACCAUUAGUAACACACUACGCCGUCAUGGAUUAAAAUCCUGCAGCGCACGCAAGGUCCCCCUGCUCAAGCCAGCGCAUGUCCAGGCCCGUCUGAAGUUUGCCAAUGACCAUCUGGAUGAUCCAGAGGAGGAAUGGGAGAAGGUCAUGUGGUCUGAUGAGACAAAAAUAGAGCUUUUUGGUUUAAAUACCACUCGCCGUGUUUGGAGGAAGAAGAUGGAUGAGUACAACCCCAAGAACACCAUCCCAACCGUGAAGCAUGGAGGUGGAAACAUCAUUCUUUGGGGAUGCUUUUCUGCAAAGGGGACAGGACGACUGCACCGUAUUGAGGGGAGGAUGGAUGGGGCCAUGUAUCGCGAGAUCUUGGCCAACAACCUCCUUCCCUCAGUAAGAGCAUUGAAGAUGGGUCGUGGCUGGGUCUUCCAGCAUGACAACGACCCGAAACACACAGCCAGGGCAACUAAGGAGUGGCUCCGUAAGAAGCAUCUCAAGGUCCUGGAGUGGCCUAGCCAGUCUCCAGACCUGAACCCAAUAGAAAAUCUUUGGAGGGAGCUGAAAGUCCGUAUUGCCCAGCGACAGCCCCGAAACCUGAAGGAUCUGGAGAAGGUCUGUAUGGAGGAGUGGGCCAAAAUCCCUGCUGCAGUGUGUGCAAACCUGGUCAAGAUCUACAGGAAACAUAUGAUCUCUGUAAUUGCAAACAAAGGUUUCUGUACCAAAUAUUAAGUUCAGCUUUUCUGAUGUAUCAAAUACUUAUGUCAUGCAAUAAAAUGCAAAUUAAUUACUUAAAAAUCAUACAAUGUGAUUUUCUGGAUUUUUGUUUUAGAUUCCGUCUCUCACAGUUGAAGUGUACCUAUGAUAAAAAUUACAGACCUCUACAUGCUUUGUAAGUAGGAAAAUCUGCAAAAUCGGCAGUGUAUCAAAUACUUGUUCUUCCCACUGUAUAUAUAAAAUACAGAACAGUAUGGUGGCUAGUUACCCUUCAUAGUGUAGGAUGAAGUUAGUGCUUAGAUACUCUUCUACUAGAUACCACCCUGAGGCUAUAGGGACUCUAACUGUGUUUGGGGAGCCGUACCUUUUGUUUAGGGGGCAAGUUGUGAUGUCACAAACGGGAAGAAUCACACCUAAAGCUGGGUGUUCCUGAAAAGGUUAGAGGUCACAUUCACACAGAAGGUGAAGAAUCACAACAGUCCAGUGUCAUUGUUUUUGGUCUGUCAGAGCAGCACUGUGAUCAGAUAUGCCUGGUAAGAGCCAUGGUGGUGUGUGCACGUGUGGGUGGACUUUGGAUUAAUGUCAGUUAGUGGUCUUAUUCCCUGUGUGUGUGUGUGAUUGGGUAACAGCUCUUUGACGUAUGUGUGUGGAGGGUUGAAGUGGGUGAUCUGUUGAAUGUCUUAAACUUUUGAGUUGUGUGUGUGUGUGUGUGUGUAAAUGUGCACCCGUGUAUCAGUUUCUUAAUUUUAUUUGGUAUUUUAUUAGGAUCCUCUGGACCUUUUAUUUAUCCAGGUGUGUGUUUAUGUGAGAGACACCUGUCUUGUUUUGGUGUGUAAUUGUGAGGUGAGUAAAAUACCUGUCUGACUCAGAACUGUGUGUCCAGGCUCGGAUGUGAACAGUAUGGACUCGGUGGACAGCGGCUGCACCAUGGGGGCUAGGGACAGUGGCAGCCCUGCCAUGGGUAUGGGCUCUGAACUCAUCGUUUGGGAGAUUGAGGUACCAAAGGUGAGCCUGCUCCAUCCCAACACACACCACAGGGACUUGACUUAUUGACUAGUAUUCAGAGGAAAUCCCAUAGCUCCUUAGAAAUGAGUCUCUUAUCACAUUCAUUCUAACCCAAUAUCUCCUUUUAAUGUGUUCUUCCGUCUCUGUUCUCUCCCUCUCUCUCUCAGCAUCUGGUGGGUCGGUUAAUUGGGAAACAGGGGCGAUACGUGAGCUUCCUGAAGCAAAGCUCUGGUGCGAAAAUCUACAUCUCCACCCUGCCUUACACUCAAGAGUUCCAGAUCUGCCACAUAGAGGGUGAGUGGGGUAGUCCUCUACCGUCACAAGGAGCAUAUGAGUCACUUGACUGUAGAUAGUAUACUGGUAGUAUAAUUCUAGUGUUUUAAUUUGUGUGUGUGUGUGUCCCUACUAGGUUCCCAGCAGCAGGUGGACAAAGCGUUGUCCCUGAUUGGGAAGAAGUUUAAGGAUUUGGACCUGACCAACCUGUAUGCCCCCCCACCUCUGCCACUCACGCUGCCCUCGCUGCCCAUGACCUCCUGGGUAAUGAAGCCUGGAGGGUCUCUCUCUGUCUCUCUCCAUCUCUCAAAUCUGUUCAAACAUGUUUUAUUUGCACGACAGUUAAGGUCCUGCUAAUUGAUUUCAAGACUUCAAGACCUGCUAAUUGAUUUCAAGACUGCCCUGAUGGCUUCUCCUUUGAAAGUUAACUGAGGAUAAUAGCGGACGAUAUUGCCACUCCUAUUUGCCAUAUUUUCAAUUUAAGCCUACUAGAAUGUGUGUGCCCCCAGGCUUGGAGGGAAGCAAAAGUCAUUCCGCUACCUAAGAAUAGUAAAGCCCCCUUUACUGGCUCAAAUACCCAACCAAUUAGCCUGUUACCAACCCUUAGUAAAUAAUUGGAAAAAAUUGUGUUUGACCAGAUACAAUGCUAUUUUACAGAAAACAAAUUGACAUCAAACUUUCAGCAUGCUUCUAGAGAAAGACAUUCAACAAGCACAGCACUUACACAAAUGACUGAUGAUUGGCUGAGAGAAAUCGAUGAUAAAAAGAUUGUGGGGGCUGUUUUGUUAGACUUCAGUGCGGCUUUUGACAUUAUCGAUCAUAGUCUGCUGCUGGAAAAACGUAGGUGUUAUGGCUUUACUCCACCUGCUAUAUUGUGGAUACAGAUUUACCUGUCUAACAGAACACAGAGGGUGUUCUUUAAUGGAAGCCUCUCCAACAUAAUCCAGGUAGAAUCAGGAAUUCCCCAGGGCAGCUGUCUAGGCCCAUUUACUUUUUUCAAUCUUUACUAAUGACCUGCCACUUGGCUUUGAGUAAAGCCAGAGUGUCUAUGUAUGCGGAUGACUCAACACUAUACAUGUCAGCUACUACAGCGACUGAAAUGAUUGCAACACUUAACAAAGAGCUGCAGUUAGUUUCAGAGUGGGUGGCAAGGAAUAAGUUAGUCCUAAAUAUUUCUAAAACUAAAAGCAUUGUAUUUGGAACAUAUCAUUCACUAAACUUCAAACCUCAAUUAAAUCUUGUUAUAAAUAAUGUGGAGAUUGAGCAAGUUGAGGUGACUAAACUGCUUGGAGUAACCCUGGAUUGUAAACUGUCAUGGUCAAAACCAGAUUUGAUGGGGAGAAGUCUGUCCAUAAUAAAGCGCUGCUCUGCCUUCUUAACAGCACUAUCAACAAGGCAGGGCCUAUAGGCUCUAGUUUCAUCGCACCUGGACUACUGUUCAGUCGUGUGGUCAGGUGCCACAAAGAGGGACUUAGGAAAAUUGCAAUUGGCUCAAAACAGGGCAGCACGUAGCAAACAUGAAUAAUAUGCAUGUCAAUCUCUCCUGGCUCAAAGUGGAGGAGAGAUUGACUUAAUCACUACUUGUAUUUGUGAGAGGUAUUGACAUGUUGAAAGCACCGAGCUGUCUGUUUGAACUACUGGCACACAGCUCGGACACCCAUGCAUACCCCACAAGACAUGCCACCAGAUGUCUCUUCACAGUCCCCAAGUCCAGAACAGACUAUGGGAGGCACACAGUACUACAUAGAGCAGGGGUGUCAAACUCAUUUUAGCUCAGGGGCCACAUGGAGGAAAAUCUAUUCCCAAGUGGGCCGGACCGGAAAAAUCAUGGUAUAUAUAUAUAUAUAACUUAAAAACAACAACUUCAGAUUAUUUUCUUUGUUUUAAUACGAUCAACAUACAACAUAAAGCUGGAGCCUGAGGACAGUGUGUCCAAAAUAGUACAAGCACAACAUCACUAUUAAUCAUAAAACACGUCAAGUUUAUUUGAAAAUUCUAAAGAAAAAGAACACACAAACACACAAUGCCUCAGUGAUUAACAGAACUGUUUCACAGAUCACAGAACUAUAUCAGGGUGUCAUUUCUCGGGCAGAAAUGUAGAUAAAAAUAAUGAAAUCCUGUUCCCCAAGCAAGUGCAAGAACCACAGAGUCAAGAAUAGGUUAAAUGUACAAAUAAAAUAAAAUCAAUUAAAAACAAUAGCACAUCAACAUAAAAACAUAUAAACAUAAAGCUGGAGCCUGAGGACAGUGUCCAAAAGCACAACAUCACUAUUAAUCAUAAAACACGUCAAGUUUAUUUGAAAAUUCUAAAGAAAAAGAACACACAAACACACAAUGCCUCAGUGAUUAACAGAACUGUUUCACAGAUCACAGAACUAUAUCAGGGUGUCAUUUCUCGGGCAGAAAUGUAGAUAAAAAUUAUGAAAUCCUGUUCCCCAAACAAGUGCAAGAACCACAGAGUCAAGAAUAGGUUAAAUAUACAAAUAAAAUAAAAUCAAUUAAAAACAAUAGCACAUCAACAUAAAAACAUAAACAUAAAUCUGAAAGCGUUGCUCAAACUCCCGUAACAGUCCCGUUAUUUUAUCUUUGAACCGCUUCAUGUCUGCCACAUGUUGGGUCGCGCACACAUUUUUCAGACAGGGGAAGUGAGCUGCAUCACCACCGGCAAGUUGCGUCUCCCACAAUGACAGCUUCAACUUGAAAGAACGUAUGCUGUCAUAAUACUGCGUGACAACUUUAUUGCGCCCUUGCAGCUGUUUGUUCAAGUUAUUCAGGUGCUCUGUAACAUCCACCAUAAAUGCAAGGUCCUGCAUCCAUUCUGCGGAAUGAAAUUCUAACACUGGUUUGCCCUUUUCUUCCAUGAACUAACUGUUCAAUUUCUUCUCGUAAAUCAAAGAAACGCCUCAGCACAGCACCUCGGCUUAACCAUCUUACCUCAGUGUGGUAUGGCAGGCCAUAGAUGUGGUCUUUCUCUCUGAGAAGGCUGUCAAACUGACGGUGAUUCAGGCUUCUGGAUCGGAUGAAAUUAACAGUUUGGAUUACCACCUUCAUGACGUUAUCCAUCUUUAAUGACUUGCAACACAAAGCCUCCUGGUGCAAAAUACAGUGAAAAGUCAAAAAAUCACGUCCUCCAUUUGCAGAUUGCACUUUCUCUCUGAACUUUGUCACAACGCCUGCUUUUUUCCCGAUCAUUGAGGGCGCACCAUCUGUAGCCAGGCUGACAGCGCGGGACCAGUCCACUCCGACCCUGUCCAGCGCGCCGACGAGUGCGGUAAAAAUAUCAGCUGCUGUCGUUGUAUCUGUCAUCGGCACGAACUCCUCGGUGACGGUCAAUGUGUCAUCAACUCCGCGGAUGAAAAUGGCCAGUUGUGCAACAUCUGUAAUGUCCGUGCUUUCAUCAAUUGCAACCGAAAACGCAAUAAAUGACUUUACUUUUUGCUUCAACUGGCUGUCCAAAUCCACUGAAAGAUCGGAAAUCCUGUCUGCAACUGUGUUUCUUGUCAGGCUGAUAUUUGCAAAAGCCUGCCGCUUUUCAGGGCACACAAUCUCCGCUGCCUUCAUCAUGCAUGUUUUUACAAAUUCACCCUCACUAAAUGGUUUUGAAGCCACUGCGAUUUCAUUAGCAAUGAGGUAGCUAGCUUUCACUGCAGCGUCACUGAUGUCUCGGCUGUGAGUAAACACAGACUGCUGUUUCUUCAGACCCGCCAACAGUUCAUUCACCUUCUCUCAUCUCCGCUGUCCUUGAAAGUUGUCAUAUUUGUCGGCAUGAAGACUCACAUAGUGGCGACGAAGGUUAUAUUCUUUCAGCACUGCAACAUGCUCUGAACACACCAAACAUACAGCUUUCCCAUUCAAUUCCGUGAAUAAAUAGGAUGACCAUUUUUCUUGGAACACUCUGCACUCUGCGUCCACUUUUCUCUUUUUUGACAGAGACAUAUUGGGGCAAUGAGGGUGCCAAAGCACAUAAUGUUAAAAGUAGAAGCCGUAAUAAAUAUCGCGGGCAAAACAAAGUAGCUCAUUGGCUGCACGUGCUUGACCUACUUGCUCUGCCCCGGUAUAAACAGUUUGCUUGCUUAACACAAUUGCUAUUGCGCCAUCCAGUGGACGCAAUUGGAACAGCAGUUUAUUUUAUUGAAAAAUUGCAGCGCAUUCUUAUACUUUACAAAAUAUAUAUAUAUAUAAUAAUAAUAAAAAUAUAUAUAUAUAUUUUUUUUUCACAAUCAUCUCGCGGGCCGGAUUAAACCCGUUUGCGGGCCUGAUCCGGCCCGCGGGCCGUACGUUUGACACCCCUGACAUAGAGCCAUGACUACAUGGAACUCUAUUCCACAAUCAGGUAACUGAUGCAAGCAGUAGAAUCAGAAAAAAAAAAAAAAAAAGAUAAAAAUACACCUUAUGGAACAGCGGGGACUGUGAAGCAACACAAACAUAGGCACAGACACACGCAUACACACACAUGAUAACGUACGCUCUAUACACGCGUACACAUGGAUUUUGUGUGGUAGUGGAGUAAGGGCCUGAGGGCACACACUUAUUAGUGUGCUGUGAAAUCUGUUAUGAAUGUAUUGUAAUGUUUUUUUUAAAAUGUAUAACUCCCUUAAUUUUGCUGGACCCCAGGAAGAGUAGCUGCAAUGGGGAUCUAUAAUAAAUACAAACUUAACUCGGUUUCCUCUCUCAGCUCCUGCUCCCCAGCGGUGUGACUGUGGAGGUGAUCGUAGUGAACGUUGUGUCAGCGGGUCACCUCUUCGUUCAGCAGCACACACACCCUACGUACCACGCCCUACGCAGCCUGGACCAGCAGAUGUUCCUGUGCUACUCCCAGCCAGGGACACCCACCCUGCCCUCGCCUGCUGAGGGUAAGAGACCCCCAAGGAGGGACGUGUGUGUCUGGAUGUUUUUGAACCAGGUGUGUGUGUGAUCCAGACUCGAUGCUCUCCCUCUCUCUGUCUCAGUGGGGGUGAUCUGUGCGGCGCCGGCGGUAGAGGGAGCCUGGUGGAGAGCCCAAGUCAUCUCCUUCUACAAAGAGACCAACGAGGUUGAGAUCCGAUAUGUGGACUAUGGUGGCUAUGACCGAGUGAAGAUCGACACACUACGGCAAAUAAGGUUGGCCCCCCUCAGACACAAAUGACUCUGGAGGCUGAAAAAAGCAUGGAUAGUUGAUGCACGUUUUCAGGGUUGUGGGCAAAUUUUUUCCAACUCAGGUCUAUUCAGAAAAAGUUGUCAAAACUGAAAUUCAGAAGAACUGGAAUCUUUACAUACUUUCAAAGCUGUUUUCAUAAAAUGUUCCUUCAUUUCUUUCCUAAAUUGAAUUGAGUUUAGAUAAAAUAGACCCCAGUACUCCUAUGUAUUCGUUCAACCCUUUUUGUUUGAAAAUUGUGACCCCCUCUGGUCAAAAAUAGUUGUAUCAUAUAUAAUGUUAUGUAAGAAGGUAUGGUGGGUCUUUCUACAAACUGACUGACUGUUCUUAUGUAAAACCCUUAUUUUCAGGUCGGACUUUGUAACAUUACCGUUCCAAGGUGCAGAAGUAUUACUGGACAACAUCGCCCCUCUUCCAGGUAAUGUCAUUUAAUUUAGCUAUUUGACAUGGUAUCACUUUACAAUUGCGAUAGAUGUCUUAUUCUCAAGGAUGAUUUCCAAAAUCAAGAAACAAAUCCAAUUGAAUGUAAAACUGUUCCGAAGUCAUCCUGCCUGUGGAAGGUUGUCAAAUCUGCGUUAACACAUCUAUAAAUACAUCCAUCCACAGGAGAAAACAGCUUUUCAACCGAGGCCACCUCUGCACUGGAGGAGAUGACGAGAGGGGUAGCACUGCUUGCACAGGUAAACAAAAAUACAACAUACAGAUAGCUGGAAGGCACUGUACUGGAAGGCACUGCGCUCUACAGUAAUGCACGCUUCACAGAAGGUAAUUUGUUGCUAACCUGGCUGUUUCCUCUCUUCCAGGUCACAAACUACGACAACAACACUGGUCUCCCAUUGGUCCAGAUGUGGAACAUGGUUGGAGAAGAGGUACGUUCAAAUUGAUCAUGGGAUUUGGCAUGAAAAUGUUUGAAAUACUACAAUGUAAUUGUAAAAAUGUCAAUUUGGUAAAGUGGAUAGUCUUUCAUUGUGGUGUAUGGUUCAUAUACAGUGGGGGGGAAAAAGUAUUUAGUCAGCCACCAAUUGUGCAAGUUCUCCCACUUAAAAAGAUGAGAGGCCUGUAAUUUUCAUCAUAGGUACACGUCAACUAUGACAGACAAAUUGAGGAAAAAAAAUCCAGAAAAUCACAUUGUAGGAUUUUUAAUGAAUUUAUUUGCAAAUUAUGGUGGAAAAUAAGUAUUUGGUCACCUACAAACAAGCAAGAUUUCUGGCUCUCACAGACCUGUAACUUUUUCUUUAAGAGGCUCCUCUGUCCUCCACUCGUUACCUGUAUUAAUGGCACCUGUUUGAACUUGUUAUCAGUAUAAAAGACACCUGUCCACAACCUCAAACAGUCACACUCCAAACUCCACUAUGGCCAAGACCAAAGAGCUGUCAAUGGACACCAGAAACAAAAUUGUAGACCUGCACCAGGCUGGGAAGACUGAAUCUGCAAUAGGUAAGCAGCUUGGUUUGAAGAAAUCAACUGUGGGAGCAAUUAUUAGGAAAUGGAAGACAUACAAGACCACUGAUAAUCUCCCUCGAUCUGGGGCUCCACGCAAGAUCUCACCCCGUGGGGUCAAAAUGAUCACAAGAACGGUGAGCAAAAAUCCCAGAACCACACGGGGGGACCUAGUGAAUGACCUGCAGAGAGCUGGGACCAAAGUAACAAAGCCUACCGUCAGUAACACACUACGCCGCGUAGGGACUCAAAUCCUGCAGUGCCAGACGUGUCCCCCUGCUUAAGCCAGUACAUGUCCAGGCCCGUCUGAAGUUUGCUAGAGUGCAUUUGGAUGAUCCAGAAGAGGAUUGGGAGAAUGUCAUAUGGUCAGAUGAAACCAAAAUAGAACUUUUUGGUAAAAACUCAACUCGUCGUGUUUGGAGGACAAAAAAUGCUGAGUUGCAUCCAAAGAACACCAUACCUACUGUGAAGCAUGGGGGUGGAAACAUCAUGCUUUGGGGCUGUUUUUCUGCAAAGGGACCAGGACGACUGAUCCGUGUAAAGGAAAGAAUGAAUGGGGCCAUGUAUCGUGAGAUUUUGAGUGAAAACCUCCUUCCAUCAGCAAGGGCAUUGAAGAUGAAACGUGGCUGGGUCUUUCAGCAUGACAAUGAUCCCAAACACACCGCCCGGGCAACGAAGGAGUGGCUUCGUAAGAAGCAUUUCAAGGUCCUGGAGUGGCCUAGCCAGUCUCCAGAUCUCAACCCCAUAGAAAAUAUUUGGAGGGAGUUGAAAGUCUGUGUUGCCCAGCGACAGCCCCAAAACAUCACUGCUCUAGAGGAGAUCUGCAUGGAGGAAUGGGCCAAAAUACCAGCAACAGUGUGUGAAAACCGUGUGAAGACUUACAGAAAAGGUUUGACCUGUGUCAUUGCCAACAAAGGGUAUAUAACAAAUUAUUGAGAAACUUUUGUUAUUGACCAAAUACUUAUUUUCCACCAUAAUUUGCAAAUAAAAUCAUAUAAAAUCCUACAAUAUGAUUUUCUGGAAUUUAUUUUCUCAUUUUGUCUGUCAUAGUUGACGUGUACCUAUGAUGAAAAUUACAGGCCUCUCUCAUCUUUUUAAGUGGGAGAACUUGCACAAUUGGUGGCUGACUAAAUACUUUUUUCCCCCCACUGUAGCCCUAGACAUUUCAGGUAAACAUUCAGAUGAUGGCUGGCUAACUACACUGUCGGUAUCAAUGAUGUUGUUUUACACUAAUAUGAUGAAUCUAUCUUUCUCCAUCUUGCUCUCUGCUUCCCUCCAGCUGGUAUCAGUGAACCGCACACUGGCAGAGCGAGCAUUGGGUACCUGGGUGGACAGCUUUUGAACCUUGCUGCCCCACCCCCACCCCUCAACCCCUUCUCAGCUCCACCACACCCCUCCUAGACCCCUUCUUCUCACCUAAUCUCUGGAGUCUGACCCCACCAGCCCUCCAGAAACAAUCCAUAACACUUCAAUGGAAGAACACAACCACUGGAUUUGGGAAUACUUUCUUUGUUUGAUUUUGUUUGUUGGGUUUUUACACCACGUUUCAAAAAGGAAAUUAAAAAUGGUUGUAUGCAGAAAAAAAAGAGAACGAAGUACUGCUUCAGAAUAAAAGUAUCCUCUCCUCUCCUCCCCCACACACCAAAAUAACGUAAAGGGAAAUAAAGUACUUGUACAUUUUUAAAAUAAAUCUAUAUUGUAACUAAAUAAAGGUCGAUCCGAUUUUUCGUCCUACCUGACGUUUCACUCCACAGCUUUGCCUGUUGAUUCUCAUCAUGCUGUGGAUGUAUAACUCAACUCAAUAGAAAACACUGUCUGUCAAUGGAGAACUAACCUCACUGUCAGCUGUAACUACAUAUAUACACUUGUAUAGUGACAUCAAAGGAAUUGGUCUGUGAAGACUGGGCUAAAUGUGAGGUUUCUAGAUUAUUGUGCAUAGUGCAAUAGCCACAGUCUCCAUUUAAUGUGCUGGCUGGCUGUGUCUCGUCGUUCCGUCCCAUCAUGACAGCCGUGGACAUACAGGCCUGGGGGGGCUAAGAAUGGCGUCUGGAUUCACGGUUGUGACUAACGCCCUCGUCUGUGGAGACAAAAUAAAUGUAGAUCUCAGCUUUGUUGGUGCUCACCACAACUACAGUCAAGGAUCCGGAUGGGGUGGGGGUGAGUCCUGUCGCCGACCCCCUGACCUGUGUGACUGACUAGGAGAAGGCGCAGAACCGGGGUCCCAGGAGUUGUGUGAAGGCCUGCUCAUCUGCCCUGGCCUCUCCAGUCCGUACAACACUGUGGCCUUAUGGAGAAACCAAAUGGGCUUCCUUUUCUGGGAUCUCCAACUGAUCUGCAAGCAGACCAGCCUGACCCCUCCUCUCUCCAUCUGUGUGGCCCGGGGUGUCACCAUGCAAUCGCAGGUUGCCUUCACCGUCUAUCCAUCGUCCUGCCUGGCAUCACAGCUGGUGCCCCCACCACUACAUUUCAGAUCCACUACUGUUAUCUGGAGCUGUAGAGUCUGGGACAUGGCAUGGGGCUGGCUGUCUGGGACAUGCAACGGAAGGGUAGGGGUGCACUAGCGCCACUCUUUUCCCUCCCCCUCGACUGACUCCAGGGGCCUCGUGUAACUCUUGGUGCAGCUGUCUAAAGACUUCAAAAGAGCAGACACCACCGUGCGGUAGUAUUGGUGUGUGGAAACACUACAACCACGGACAGUCCUCUGAUACCUGGCCUGGAACUCUUACAGAACGGCUUUGAGUUAACGUAACUUAGCCCUGCUCAGUCGGGAUAUGCCCAGUGCUUAUAUAAAAAAAAUCAGUCUGUCUUCUAAUAUGCAUGUUAACCUGCCCAGGUCUGUGUCCCUCUUAUGGUCUUCACUGUGUUUUCUCCUACAUACUGAUCCCGUAACAUUAUUACACAUUACAUUUGUGUUGCAGUUUCCAUACUUAAAGCAGUUUAAUGGAUCCAAAAUGAAGUCUUGCGGACAACUCACUCACUCUGUUUGGUACCCAGAGGGUUGGAAUGGGUUUUUAGGCCCUUUGCACGGUGGGAAAUGAGGUCCUUGAAGGUACCGGUCCUUUUCACUCAGCAAUGUAUGAAAGUACAGUGCAGUACAGAGAAAGUGAGCCAUGAGGAAUUAGUCUCUCACACUGCAGAUAUUAUUGUAAUAGAUACAGUGCAUUCGAAAAGUAUUCAGACUCUUUAACUUUUUCCACAUUUUGUUACGU
Messenger RNA from Coregonus sp. 'balchen', 20686 nucleotides. NCBI's taxonomy places the organism in Eukaryota, Metazoa, Chordata, Actinopteri, Salmoniformes, Salmonidae. The record is from the annotation of a GenBank genome assembly.